GAAGAAGAAAUAAAGUAAACCCCUUGUAAAGUCGCCAUUUUGCGAUAGGUGAACAGAAAGAAGUUAAAUAUAGUUUAAUUUUAUCCAAAGUCAUCCGUCCUCAACUCAAUUUAAGAAGGAUUUUUCUUUCUUCUGUACACCCAAUCGAACGGACCAAGAAAUAGGGUUCGUUCUAAGGGUACUGUUUCAUCUAAAUGGUGCCCUGCAGACAGCAUGUCUACAUUGUCAGGGAUUGCUCCGAAGGGGGAGAAAGGACGGCCAAAAUUUCAAUCACUAAAUAUAAAUACUUUGUAUAGAGGAGAAUCUUUGGAAACACACCAGCAGAAAAAUGUGCCGCACCAACGCAAACAUGGAAUGCAGAACUUGGGUAAGAUACCAGCAGCUCGGCGCGCGCCGGCCAACCUGCCCAGCUUGAAGUCAGAGCACAGCGGCCUAGACCCCGCCUACAGUCUCGUGCCCACCGGCGGCCCAGGAUGGGGCAGCAAGCCCGGCGAGACAGGUCCACCCCCACAAACGCCACCUGGGGGCGGCUCCCACGAACCGAACCACACCUCACCAAACACUCAGACAACAGCAGUCCAAUCAGCAUCGAGCGGCAGCAACGCAGCUGUGACGAACGGCGGUGCAGUCAGCGGAGGCGGCGUGGCACCGACCAGUGCCGCCCCAGCAGCCGCAGUGCUGCCUCCCUCGUCCUCCUCCACAUUGGCCGCCUCCAGCCCCGGCCAACCGCUGCCCCCGCCUGCCACCGCCCCCAGUGCAUCCCUGCAGCAGCAGCCGACUGCGGCGGCGGCGACAGACAAGUCGUGGAGUGCUGUGACGUCGACGGCCACCCCAGGCGGCCCGGAUGCGGUGCCCAGCUAUCUGGCACAUCAGUCGCCGCACUUCCAGGCACAAUUUCCUUUACUGCCGGGCGAGACACCACCGGGAGGUGUGAGUGUAGGCCCGACCGGGCCUGGCAAACCGGACCUCACAAACCCGUUCGGGGCGGGCGGACCGAGUCUGCGACCACAGACCGGCGAUGCGAACUGGAGCCGGGGGGGCGCGGGGGGCGGCGGAGUUGGCAGCCAGACGCCAUCUGCAGUUGUCCAGGGCCCCCUGCUUGGGGGCGGCAGCAGCAGCUCGGCCCCCUUUGGGGUGGCAGGGGCCCAGGCAGGCCCCCCUCACAUGAUGUCGCAUUUGCGCGGAGUUUUGCCGCCUUUUAUGUUGCGGCAAGCAGGACCAUUUCCGCCGUCGUUUCAAGGUGGCCCCGGGGGUCCCGUGCAUGGGCCCUCGCGCCCACGAUACCCCUACAUGCCUGAUGCUAGGAUGAUGGCUGGACCGGGAGGCGGUGGUGCGAGGCCGGGUGGGGGCGGCGGAGGUGGUGGCGGCGGCGGUCAUGAUGCUGAGGAGGUGGCUCAGCGGCCGAUCAUCAAGGAGGAGGAUCUCAACCGGAUGGACGACAUUGCCCGCGAUACCGGAUGGGCUACUCAAGAUGACAUCGACUACAACCAAAACCUGGCAUUCAGCGACGACGAGACAAACGCGGACGACGACAGUGCCGCCCAGAAGCAGUCGCAGCAGCAGCGCAGCAAACAGUCGCCUGCAGGCGGUCGUCGCGACGCCGCCGACACGGACCGCGAUGCCGACCGUGGCCCGCCGCCUUCACGUGCUGCUGACGCCAUGGAUCAGCAGCCGCGACGUGGCGGGGAUGACGAUGAGCGCAAAUGGCAGCAACAGCAGCAGCAGCAUGGAGGCGGCAGGCAGCCUCCUGCCAACGACUAUCACGGUGGAGGCGGCAACUUCACAUCGCCGCCCCUUAUGCGUGCUCCGGUCCAGGGUGGUCGAAUGAUGAGCACAGAGGAGGAUGAGAUGAGCCAGCUGAAGCGAGAGGAGGUGGCGAACUCGGUUGAGCAGGCGAAGCAGCGCGCCAAGCAGCGCAAGGAGGUGGAAGAGAAGCGCUACGAGGAGACGAAGCAGGCGGCCGCCAAGCUGCUGCUAGAGCUCAACGAGAAGGCGGCCAAAGCGGCGGGGGCGGCACCUGAGAUGGUGGCAGCGGAGGCGGCAGCCGACGAAUGGGGCGGCCGCUCCUCCAGUCGCAAGGAUGCACCUCAGCAGUCCACGGCUACAGCAGCCGCUGACAAUUUCAGACAAAUGACACAGAUUGGUGGAAGGAGAGACUUUGGCGGUCGUGGCCUGAGCGACAGAGACCGCGAACGCGACAGAGAGCGAGACCGCGACAGAGACUGGGAGCGAGAUCGCGAGCGAGACAGACUGCGCGAUCGCGACAGGGACAGAGAUAGGGACCGCGACAGGGAUAGGGACGUGGACAGGGAGCGCGAGAGAGACCGCGAACUGCGGCCCGAGAGGGAUGGAGGCGGCGUUCAUGGAGGCGGUGGAGGCGGCGCCAUGUUUGGAAAGCUUUUUGGCAAGCAGAUGCCGCCCCGCUUCCAGCGGCAGCAGCAGCAGCAACAACAGCAGCAGCACAGGUACUUCCAGCAGCAGACCUCCUGGUCCAGUGGGGGCAGCAGUGGAGGCGGUACAAGGCCUGGCCGCAACCGCACGGAAAGCGAGCUGUCGUCGGACCGCGAACGAGACGACGACCGCCGUGAGCCACGCAGUGACCGCCACACGCCACCCGAUAACUACGGGGGUGGAGGUGGAGGCGGCCCAGCGACGGGGGCGGCGCCCGAUGGCGGCGGCUAUUCGGCACCGCCAAGGGAGCAAAGGGACCGUGCGCCAUCCUAUGGAGGCGGCAAGUCCGGAGGCGGAGGCGGCUACUACAACGGCACAAAUGAGUUUGCAAGUGGUCGCGGAGGCGGCGGUUAUGGCGGUCGCAAUCAUGACUAUGAGUCCAGAAGCGAUUGGAAUGAGGCAGACAGAGAGCCGCGAUGGGAAAGAAAAAUGGACAGAGAAAGAAAUCGCGGUGGUGAUAGAGAUAGAGAACACAAGGAGUCCUAUUUCUACGAUUCACACAGAGAACCAGAAAACAAGAAGUCAAACGAUGGCUACAAGUCACACGGCAACCAAUCAUCGUCGCACCAGCAGCAGCAGCAAGACACGUUCGACGAGCGUAGCGACCGCAGCGACCGAGGCAACAGCGACAGAGAGCGAGGUGACCGCGACCAUCAGCCGACUACACGGUCGUCGCUGGAAGGCGACUGGCGCGAGCAUCGCGACACCUCGUCCAGCGAGCAGAGCGUCGGCAGUCGUCGCGAGCGACCACAACGACCCGACAGCCGUGACAGUCGGGCGUCGCGUGACUCGCGAAACUCGCGCGACAGUGUCGCCGCCGACUCGGCCAUGCUUCAGGGCGACUGGAACGACAGCUAUGAUAACGACACUCGCCAGCAGCCAAUGAGAAGGAAGGAGAGUCGCGAUAUGAUGCAUUCUUCAUACUCGCAGCAGCAGCAGCAGCGUACUUGUCCUAUUCCCGGCCCCAUCACAAAAGAAAAGUUGGAAGCAUCUGAAUCCAGAUCUGAUAUGAAACGCAGCAGCCUUAUACAAUUGGGAAAGAAAAGCGACCAAUCUAAUAAGAAAAAUGAGGGUAAACAGGGCGGCGCCCCAGACGACGUUUGGUCGGCACGCAGCAAUGCGGCUGCGGCUGCAGCGGCGGCGGCUGCGGCUGCGACUGCGACAGGGCCGCAGAGCGACACGACACAGCAGCAGCAGCAGCAGCGUACGUCACCCGGCAACCAAUCGUGGAGCAGUGCUAAUGCAAGUGGCAGUGCUGCCAGUGCUGCUGACCCCCAUUCGCCCGACUCCGCGGCUGAUCACGGCAACGCCAAUGCAAAUGCCAACGCAAAGGAUGAUGCCGAUGUCCAUCAAGUGGCCGACAGUGGCAACGACGGUGACGGUGCUUCAAGUGAGAAGCAGCAGCAGUCUCAUCAGCAACCACCUCUAUCCAAUCAACAAAAGACUGAUAAUCAGGAAUUAACUAGUAUUAAAAAGUCUGAUGACAUUGACUCGUCGAGCAUGAAUCACCGGCCAUCGUCGGGGGCGGACAACAAGGCAGGCGGUCGCGGGGGCGGUCGCAGUGGAGGCGGUGGGGGCGGCAGCUCGUGGGGUGGCGGCUCCUAUGUUGGAGGACGCCAGUGGAGCAGCCAGCGUGUUGGAGGCGGCGAGUCGCGCGGAGGCGGCAGACGAGGAGGCGGUGGAGGCGGCGGCGGCCGGGGCGGUGGUCCCAGGUCACAGCAGCAGCAGCGCAACUGGUCGUCGGGGGGGCCGGGGGCGGUGGCGGGGCCGGGAGGCAACUCGGAUGUGUCGGAUGCGUCGGCCGAUGAGGUGUCUGCCGCCUCCACCGAUCUGCAAGGUGGAGCCAAGGAUGACAAGAAUCGUCGCAAUGCGCCUAGGUCGCCAAAGCAAGGUAACCGUAGAAACGAAAAAGAUGAGAAGAAUAAUAGGGAGCGUGACAAUAGAGAAAGAGAUAAUAGAGACAGAGACAAUAGAGAAAGAGAUAAUAGAGACAGAGACAAUAGAGAAAGGGAUAAUAGAGACAGAGACAAUAGAGAUAGAGACACAAAGCAGCAACGAGAUGAGAAGAUUGCCAGCGGUGGUGACAGAGAAGGAGGGGGGAGACGUCCAAUGGACAACAAGCAGCGUUCCGGCGGAUACGAGGGCGGUCCCAGAAGUAUGGGUGGCGGCGGACGGGAAGGUUUUGUACCGCGCGGUGAACCAUCGCGUUUCGGCCGAGGCAUGAGCCACGGAGGCGGUGGAGGCGGUCGGUCGACUGGGGGCAGUGGGGGCGGCAGUAUCAAUUACGGACCGCCUUCGGCCAAGUUCAAGUCCGGUCAGGACGAGAAGGACAAGCCCUCCAAGGAGGAAGAACAGCACAACGACAUGGACAAGUCCAAGAGUCAGACCAGCAGCCAGGGACCACCUUCUUCCGCUAUAGGUCCAAGACAAGUGGGAGGCGGCAAACCGGCGCCAGCGGGGGCGGCAGUAGAUGGUGGCCGCUACCAGUCAAGAGGCGGCGCCAAGGAAAACGAGCAACGCCGUGGAGGCGGCGACCCGAGGAAGGGACGGGGUGGAGGCGGUGGUCGGGGACGGCAGGGAGACCAGGACCAGGAUGAGAUGUGGGAGGAGGGUAUGUCGGACGAGGGCCAGGAUGUGGAUGGAGGCGGCCGCAAGGAGGCGGCAGAUUCGCGGCAGCAGCGUGGAGGCAGCAACGCGUAUCACUCGUCGCGAACCUCUUCGGGUCGUGGAGCGCGCAGGACUGAGGGCCGAAGGGGUGGAGGUGGUGGAGGAGGCGGCGACAAGAGAAGCUACGACCGGUCGGGUUCGGACACGCGGUCCGGCCAGCAGGUGAUGAAUGGAGGCCGCGUCGGGGGCGGCGGCAAGGGUAACGGAGGCGGAGCCAAGGAGUCGGGGGCGGCUGACAAGAACAGCAACGAGUCCGCCCUCGCCGAUGCCACCAACCGCCGCAACGACUCCAACAAAGACAAGACCAACAAUCUAGAUGGCAUUGAUCUGUUGAGCUCCAGUGUGGUGGUAGUAGACGAUCAGCCAGGUGGCGCUUACCACGAGGGUGGGGAGGGGGGCGUCGAUGAUGAAGGCAAUUCGCUUUAUGCCGCAGACUCGGGCGCCGGCUUCAACGAGGUGCGCAACAAGAAGAACGCGGCCAAGCAACGCCAACAGAUGACCAACCAGAAGUCAGCUGAUCAACAGCAGCCACCGAGGGAGAGGGAACCAAGGGGCGGCGCCAAGAACAACGACCGCUACAACAAGUCCAACAAAGGUGGCUACGGAGGCGGCGGCAACUCGUCCAACUCGCCCACCCCACAGGACGGGGGCGGCGGCGGCAAGGGGCCGGCCAUGCGUGGAGGCGGCGGCGGCGGAGGUGGUGGACAGAACAGGGACUCCUCCUCGGGAGGCAGCAAGUCCUAUAACAGUCGCAAGAAGGUCGUCAUCCCCAGGUUCCAGACCAAUCAGCAGCAACAACAGCAGCAGCCCUAUGACGUCAGCGAGAUGAACAAGAUCAAUCAGAACGUGUCCAUGUUCAAUGUUAAAGAAGUUUCGGUGGCAGCUGCGCCUACGGUGAAUGCAUGGGAUAAGCCGAUGUCGCCGUCCAUCACUAUGGUCGACCAGCGACUGCAAAUGGCAACAGUCGGCUACAAAAAGGUCGAACCCAACAGCAAUGUUAUCAUGGACAAUUGUGUUGAAAUUGGAGAGCACGGCCAUUCAGGAGGCAGCAGUCAGAGGAGUAGUCCUGGAGGUAUGGGAGGCCAGUCUAGUGAGAAAAUGUUGAAUAAAUUGAGUCGUGAGGCGAUUGAGAAAUCAGCUGUAGAUGGAUCAAGUCCUGUUCCUUCUCUGAUAUUUGAAAAUACAAAUUUGAAAACCAACGCUGAUGCUGGAAAAUUGAAAUACAAGGAUACUAGAAUAAACAAAAAUAGAGACAGAAAGUUGGACGGUCUGGAAGAGUCGAUGGGCGGCUACAAGCAAGUGGCGGACGACGCCAAGCCGGACCCCAUUCAGAUGCCGCUGUCGUUCGGCAAGGACGACAAUGGCGCCGACAUUAAGCUGGACUUCCUGGAGUUGUCGCAGCUGACGGCGACUGAUGCGGCGGGCGACGCCAAGGUGGCCGCCGUCGCCAAGAUGUCGCAGCUCAUGCAACGCACGCAUGCGCAUGCACACCCGCAGCAACAGCAGCUGUCGGCGCCCUCGUCCUCCGCCGAGCUCGACCUCAAGAUACUAUCUGUCAGAAAGGUGUGGGAUUCAACGGUGAUGGACCACCACCACGGUGGUGGUGAAGAGGACAGAGGGGUGACGGGGGCGUUCCCGCCCAACCCCUUUGCCAACCCCAACCCCAACUGCGACGACCCCUCGCCCUACCAGGUCGGCAAGUCGGCCGCAGACGACAACGACCAUCCAUCGCCUGCUGAAACUGCCGCCCUUGUCUACAGUGUGAGUCAAAGCCAUGCUGUGUCUGGAGGUGUCAAUAGCUACGUGAAUGUGCAAAACAUGAUUAAACCUGAUGCUAUCAACUCAGUUUCUAGCCCAGUUUGCAAGCCGCAACCAACAGCUGCAGCGGCCGCAGUCGCAUCUGCUGCGCAUGCGCUAUCGCCACCGCCCCCCUCCCACGCCACCCAGGGCGGAUACAGCUCCAACACGCAGCAACCCAACUCGCACAUAUUCCAGUAUGCUGGAGGGAUGUCGGGCAUCCCAUCGCCACCGACUGUAGUGUACAACACUUCGCAGUCAGUGCCCAUGCCCAGUCAGACGGCUGAGAUCUUCCCACCUACAUUCCAAUUGAGCAAUCCGCCUGUGUUGAGCCAAUCCCGGUCGACAUUCUCGCCGUUCUCGCCCUACCAGUCUAUGUACUUUUCGACGGCGGCACCGCCCCCAUCGAGCGCCGGCCCGCCGCCGCCGCCCCCGGGCGCUGAACUGUACCAGUCCUAUGGCCAAAUGGGGCGGCAGAUGGGCCCACCACCCCCGACCGCCCCCACGCACGCCUUUGGCCAGCACUCGACCAGCAGCAGCACGUCGCAGCUGCAUGCUAUGCCGCCCCCGCCUCCCAAGCAGGUGCCGCCUCCGCAGCAGCCCAUCGGCACCAUUGGCAAUAAGGCCUACCAGACCACUGGCAGUCAGUUGUUUGUAGCGUACGAAUCGAUGCCGGCAGCGUUCAUGUCGGCCUCCUCACUGCUGCAGCGCUCGGCCAGUCUGGCGUCCACGUCGUACUACUCGCCAGCGGGCACCGCCCCUCCAGGGCCGCCGCCCCCAGGCCCACCGCCCCCGCAGCAGCAGACGGCGGCCACCUACUACCAGCAGGCGAGUGCCGCCCCGCCGCCCAAUGCGGCCACCGGCCAGCAGUACAGUGCCGCCUCCGCUGCCGCCGUCCAGUUUGGACAGUCGCCGCAGGGCGCCGCCUCCGGCAUGCAGAGUUACGGAUCGCCGUUGUUUCGCCAGCCGACGCCUUCGUCCUACCUGAAAUCGAGCGGCCUCACGCCGGCGCAGCUGAUGGGGGCUGGGGCAGGGGCGGGUGACCCCUCCAAGUCCCCCUCCACCAAUCAGAAUGACGUCAUGAAUUCCAUGUUCCAAGCAGCAGCGAUGCAGUCGCCCAAGUCGCGGCCGGUUGCGGGGGCGGUGGGUGUCGGGGUCGGGGGCGGUGGAGGUGGCAAGCCCCAGCAACAGCCCAGUCCCACGCAGACACAGCAUCACAAGUACUCCGCCUAUCAGGCAAUGCAGCAGGUGGCGGCCCAGCAGCAACGCAACCAGGCAGCCGUCGCGCAAAUGGGGGGUGGCAGACCCAGUCCGGUAGGAGUGGGAGUGGGGGUGGCGCCGCCCCCCCAGCAGCCCAAUCGCUACAACCCGACCAUCCAGCCCCCCAUCCAACGGCCCCCGGCUAACUAUCAGGUUGCCAAGAUGCAGCAACAACAACAGCAGAUGAACAACAGCAACAACAACAACGGCAAUAUGCAGCAGCAUCAUCACAACAAUGGCCGACUGCCGCCCCCGCAGAACAGACACCCUGGGCAGCAGGGAGGCGGCAGGCCGGGGGGACCGCCCCCGGGCUCUGCCUACGUCGCCAAAAUGGCGCCAAACAAUGCCAACUCGUACUAUCCUCAGCAGCCAGGCGGUAGCGUAAAAAUGGACUCGUCGGUGGAGUCGAAGACGGACAAAAUGGCGGACAAUUCAGCUGGAAAGGCUGACCUUACCAAGGAUGAAGCGACGGAUUGAUCCAUGUCAGCCGUCUUCACUCCAUUCCACUUCUACUAAUCCCACCCUCAUCAGUGUUUUGCCGCAUUCGUGCAUCCCUCAACACAACCUUUCUAUUGAACUCUCUAGAUUUGAAAGAAGGACACCCUUACAGAUUGAACUUUCUACUACAGAAAUGUAAUUAUUUGAAAGAAGGUGAACCUUUAUUCAUAUCAUGUCAGGCAUCUAUUGCAUUUUGUACCCUUUGUGUGAGGAAUAACUUUGAGGAUGACACCUUAUAGCUCGAACUUUCUAUUAUGGAAAUCUAGUUACACGAUUUGAAAGAAGGUAAACCUCACGGCUUGAAUAUCCUAUCAUGUCUGGUGUAGCAUUUCAUACCCUAUAUGUACGGAAUAAUUUGAAAGAGGAUGAAACCUUAUAGCUUGUACUUUAUGAUGGAGAUGUUACAUCUGUUCAUUACAACCAUGUUCCAACAUAACUGUCCUAUUGAAGGAAUAAUUUGAAAGAAGGUGUGAAACCUUAUUACUUGAACUUUCGAUGAUGAAAAUGUUAUGUUUAAUACAUGUUCCAAUAUUCUAUCCUGUUGUGGAAUAAUUUGAGAGAAGGUAUAAAACCUUAUUACUUGAACUUUCUGUGUUAGAAAUGUAAUGCCUGGCUAAUACAUUCUCACUUGAUAAAGAAUCAUUUAAAACAGUUUAACAUCUAUUAACUUGAUCUUUUCAUGAUUAUGUCUGACAAGUAAACUGUGUAAUAUCUUGUACUCUAUUUAAUAUUUUGAAAGAAGGUAUAAAACCUUGUAGCUUGAACUUUCUCUGAAGCCUAAAAAGUACACUCUGUGGCAUUUCCCUUCUCUUUGUAAUUUUUACAAGGUGCAUUACUACAGACGUUAUGGAAAAUAAUGCCCAUGAUUUACAUUGGGUAGCAUUUUAUUCCCUGUAUAUGUAAUUUUCAAGAUCUGUGUGACACGAGUUGAACUUCAAAACUUUUGUAGACUUCUUGAGCUACAUGUAACUUAAAAGUAAUUCUACUGUGAACUGUCUUGAAAUUGCAAGUACCUUGUUACAUGUGUACAUUGUCGUCUAACUUAUUGGUAUUGUCUAUCGCCUAUUGGAUAAUAACUAUGUUAAACCCGCCUUUCACGAGGUGGCAGUUUCUGAGAGAAUUGUUUUCUUCUCAUGCCAAUUUUGAGCAAAUAUAUGUGUAUUCUACUCAUCACGGUGUACAAUGGAUAAGUGUUAUUAAUUUAAGUGGAAAUGGUUUAGUGUUGGAGUGAUAGUGUACUGGAUAAAUUUAUACAAAAAAGGAUGAGAAUUCCAUUGAACUUUGGUUCUUGACAGCAGAUUGUGGAAUCUGAGUAUCCAUUUAAUAAGUGAUCGGUCUAUAGUGAAUAUAAUAUAUCAUAUGAGAUAAGGGAAAUUGAACUUAUCAUCUCUUUGUGUAUGUGUAUCAUUUCUUCAAUUUAGUACUAAAUGUCCUAUGGUGUGCAAAGUGGAUAAUCAAUUGAUUAACGCGAGGGUUCAUUGUAUCAUCAUAUUAUAAAUGUUACAUUAUUAUCGUCAAUCUGUGAGUUGUAAGAUGUGUCUAAUACCCUAAAAUUUGGCUUGAAAUAUAUAUAUGAAACCAACUGUUUUCAUUGAAAGUGUUUUAUAUAGUCUAUACAAUUUUAAUGCAAGUGUUGAUCCUUUCAACACUUGAAAUAAUAUGAUUACAAUGUCGAAUAAUAAUAAUAUUCGCUGUGUGUGUUUCUAUAAUGAAAAAAUAUCUUCCAGAAAAUCAUUAUUAUUUGUGUUGUGCAUUAUAAAACAACGGAUCUAGUAACAAUAAUAAUAUUAAUUGAAAGACAUUCACUUGGUUGAAAUGAACAAUAUUGUUUAAGUGCAGUGAUACUCCAGGUAUUCAUCUUUACAACUGCUACGGUUCUAUAUUAUAAUUUAUCGAUAAAUGUUUACUUUUUCAUUUAUAUGUAUGUAUUUACUAUUAUAGAAUAGAUAAAUAUUGCAAGUGGUGACUAUAUGUGAAAUGUUGGAUGUUUUAUUUUGCGCUUUGAAUAAUGUUUUGUACAUCAUAAAUAAUAGAUAAUAUAUAAAAGAAAGUUUAGGAAAGAAAUUGAUUUUUGCUCUUGUUUUUGUUGUCUCUGUUAUGAAUUUUGGAAUAUUCUAUAAGUUAGUGAAAGUCAAUUGAAAACUUAUAUUAUAAAUCAAUUUUGUUGUGAUUUGUCAUAGUGUCCGACCAUCGAUCGCGGUUUCGGUUGACUGCUGGCUUAAUCAAAUUAAGAAGCAAAUUUGUCAUAUUAUUACAGUGAAAUCUGUACGAGAAUCAGUGAUCUUUAACAGACUGUGUCUGUGGCUGUCACCAAAUUACAAUUAGAAAGCCGUAAAUCUAUCGAAGUAAUCUAUCUUUGUAUGUAUCGACUAUAUAUAUAUAUAUAUUUACUUGUUCAAAACCGCGAGUGCGGCUGCGGUCUAAAUGACAAAUCGUUAUAUUGCUGUAUUUGUUGAGUGUAAUGAAUGUUGUAUAAAUAUUACAAUGGCACAAACAGUGAUUAAUAAAAAUCGGUUCACUUAUAAAUCUACUAACUGUGUCUUUUAAAAAUUGAAGUUCUAUUUUUAAUGUAAAUGCUCCGUGAAAACGAGCCAUUUAUUUAUUUCGACAUGAAUUCGUUGGAUUUUCAAAUACAAUCUGCAUUAAUUAUGAGCAAUGUUUGAAAUUGCAAUGAACCUUGUCAUUGAAUGUGAAAAUUAUUGUAUCGUUUUCUAAUUUAUUUGAUCUCAUACAAUUCGAUAGAGAUCAUCUGUCUCACAAAAAUAUUAAUAUAUUCUUUUUAUUAGCAUUGUUACUAAAUCACACUCAUUCCUUGUUGAAACACUACCGGUACAGAACUUGAGUAUUAAUAAAGUUUGAAUGUCGCCUUGUAAGUAAAUUAUUGUAGACCUUUUUUUAAAAAAUACAUAGCAUAAACGAUUGAACUCUA
Nilaparvata lugens (brown planthopper) is the source of this 11602-nucleotide messenger RNA. RefSeq lists its product as uncharacterized. The transcript has 35 exons. Gene Ontology annotation, biological process: cell differentiation. Lineage: Eukaryota; Metazoa; Arthropoda; Insecta; Hemiptera; Delphacidae. The record is from RefSeq and is a predicted model, not a curated record. The coding region runs from base 214 to 8652 and encodes 2812 amino acids.